UGAUGAAAUUUUGGUGGCACUUCCUCAUUUUUGGGUUGCUAUCUCAAUGGGAUUCUUUUUUGUUGGUACCGUGUUCACUAUUCGAAAGCUGUCUGGUGACACAAGUUCUUUAAGCUGGUGGGAUGUGUUCUUGUAUUUCGGAAUUGCAGAGUGCUUUGUGUUUCUUGUUUGUACAAAGUGGUGUAAUCCACUAACUCAUACAAAUUCUCAAAUACGUGUAGGAAGCUCAUCAUCAAGGGCUAUUAGAUAUCUCGAUUGGAACAGUGAUGUAACGGAGUCCACCGAGGAUAUCUCCGAAAAUAGGUUGUGUGGUCUACAAGACACAGUUUGCAUUGUCAUGAAAAUUCUAAUCGUCGGUUUUCAAAUCCUCCUUUGUAUGCACUUGGAGGGUAAACCUGCUGCUGCUAGACUUGUCCGUCUUCCUGUUGUCUUCUCUCCCGUAUUGUUAGUGCAAGGAUUAGGAGUACUUUUUGCAACAUCUAAUUUGGUCGAGAAAAUUCUUCCUGGGGUCGGUACUAGAAUAUACUUUACAUAUGCUACUAGAGCUCGUGAUUCCCUUGGUUGUUUGCAACGCCGCUUCAGGCUGUUUAGUCGGUGGUCAACUGAGGUGCUUCGACGGUGGUCAACCAAGGUGCUUCGUCGGUGGUCAACUGAGGAAGGAAGCCGGGAAGAACAAACACAAAAUAACCACAAUGGGUCUUCUGGGCAAGUUCAUUUUCUUUAUUUUUCGUAGCUAAUUAUUAUUCUGUCAUUCUA
Helianthus annuus (common sunflower) is the source of this 756-nucleotide messenger RNA. RefSeq lists its product as uncharacterized. The coding region runs from base 47 to 733 and encodes 228 amino acids. NCBI's taxonomy places the organism in Eukaryota, Viridiplantae, Streptophyta, Magnoliopsida, Asterales, Asteraceae. The transcript has 5 exons. The record is from RefSeq and is a predicted model, not a curated record.